AUGGUGAGAGGCGUUCAGCUCCAAAAACAGAAUCCGGAGAUCAGUGAGACAAUAUGCAUUUGGAUCGAUGGGAGGGUCCUGUCCAAAAUCCACUCUCCUCUCCUUCUGCACCCCUCAUCUCUUUUAUUCUGUCCCUCUGACCUCUCUCCGUUCUGCCUGACUGACCCUCCUGAUUUAAUGACCUCGCACAGACGGGACACUCAGAUGGAACGGGUUAAUUACCGAGGCCGAAAGGAGAAGCUGGUCAGAAUUCGUAAUCCUUGGGGUCAGGUGGAAUGGACGGGGGCCUGGAGUGACAACUCUUCUGAAUGGAAUGCCGUCGAUCCGUCUGAACACACCUUCUGGAUGAAUCCUCAGUUUAAGAUCAAACUGGAGGAGGAAGAUGAUGAUCCUGAUGAUAAUGAAGUGGGCUGCAGUGUGGUGAUUGGCUUGAUUCAGAAGAACCGGCGUAAGUUGAGGAAGUCUGGAGAGGACAUGCACACCAUUGGCUAUGCCAUCUACGAGGUGCCUCCUCAGGAGACUGUAACAUGUCAUCUUAAUCAUUUGUCUUCCAUAGACACCUUCUGGAUGAAUCCUCAGUUUAAGAUCAAACUGGAGGAGGAAGAUGAUGAUCCUGAUGAUAAUGAAGUGGGCUGCAGUGUGGUGAUUGGCUUGAUUCAGAAGAACCGGCGUAAGUUGAGGAAGUCUGGAGAGGACAUGCACACCAUUGGCUAUGCCAUCUACGAGGUGCCUCCUCAGUUCCAUGGGCAAAAGGACGUUCAUCUGGAUAAGAACUAUUUCCUGACCCACGCUCAGAAAGCUCGAUCUGAGACCUUUAUCAACCUUAGAGAAGUCAGCACCCGCUUCAAACUUCCUCCUGGAGAAUAUCUCAUCGUCCCUUCCACAUUCGAACCGCACAUGAAUGGAGACUUCUGUGUGCGUGUGUUCUCUGAGAAACAGUCUGAGAUGCAACAAUGUGAUGACCCUGUAGAGGCAAACAUAGAAGAUGAGACUGUGUCCGAAGAUGAGGUUGAUGCUGGCUUUAGGGGACUGUUUACUAAACUUGCAGGAGAUGACAUGGAGAUCUCUGCCACUGAACUGAGAACAAUUUUCAACAAAAUAGUCGCAAAAAGAACAGAUAUUAAGACAGAUGGUUUCAGUUUGGAAACUUGUAGGGUCAUGGUGAACCUCAUGGAUGAAAGUGGCAAUGGUAAACUAGGGUUAGCUGAGUUUGCCACUCUUUGGAAGAAAAUUCAAAAGUAUCUGGUCAUUUAUAAGAAGAAUGACAUGGAUGGGUCUGGCUGUAUGAGUACUCCAGAGAUGCGAAUGGCUUUAAAGGAAACCGGAUUCUCUCUGAAUGACUGCAUUCAUCAGAAUCUGGCUGCACGCUAUGGAGAUGCAGACAUGAAGAUCGACUUUGAUAACUUUGUGUCCUGUGUGAUGCGCCUGGAGAUGAUGUUCAAAGUGUUCAAAAGGAUUGACGUAGACAACAGUGGGUUCAUUGAGUUGGACUUCUUCCAGUGGCUGACGAUUGCUAUGAUUUAAAGGCCCAGAGGAUAAUUAUGAAAAGUAUUUUUAUUGUGCUAGUUAACUUACACCGAAGACCAUCAUAUACCAAAAUGCUUAAUUAGUAUAGUGGAGCUCCUGGAAUUUGUAAAUGUGUCCAUUGUACUUUGCUACAGAGAUACAAGCAUAGUUGCCUGUUGUUUUAUUCGUAAUGCACUUUCCUCUACAGUGCUUGCAAGGCAUCAUUGUUUUGAUUUUUUUGCUGCUCCAAAUUGUGUGGCUUGUUGAUGGCAAUUGUGCAAUUAUUUUAAAUGAUCGGACUUAUGAUUUGCACCUGGUCAUAUAGACUUAAAGAGCAAUCAAAGUUAUACAUCCACCUUUUAAUUCCCGUUUGAGCGGGCACAGCCAUUUGUAAAUUCUAUGGGUCUAGCUUCCGGUCUCAUCCAAACUUUUUUGUCAGUUAUCUAUUUGUUGUUGUUUUAUUUGGUGAACUUAAUACUUUUUUUUUAAUGAAAUUUAAUAUUCAAGCCUAAAACCAAGUUUACUUUUCUUUGCUGCAUUGCAAGCACUGGUAUUUUUGUGUAAAUUCAAAUCUAGUUUGUAUUGUGGACCAUUUGAAAUUUAUAAAUGCGUAAAAUGUACAGCCUUGUUGCUGUAGAGAAACAAAUAAAAUCCUUUAUUAUUUGUAACAUUA
Molecule: messenger RNA, 2179 nt
Organism: Sinocyclocheilus rhinocerous
Lineage: Eukaryota; Metazoa; Chordata; Actinopteri; Cypriniformes; Cyprinidae
Product: calpain-2 catalytic subunit-like
Exons: 18
Coding region: 1-1524 (507 amino acids)
Biological process (GO): proteolysis
Cellular component (GO): cytoplasm
Molecular function (GO): calcium-dependent cysteine-type endopeptidase activity; calcium ion binding
Source: RefSeq, a predicted model, not a curated record